AGCAGGCACCUCGUUGCACGUUCCACCUCCCUCUCCUCCUCCACUCCUGACCCUCCGACGCCGCCCAAUUUUUUUUUCCCUCCUCCCUGGUGGAAGUGGGCCGCCUCCCGAUCUCACCCCCACCGACAAUGCCGCCGCGCCGCGCGCGGGCGCGCGGCCGCCGGCGUUGCUAGGAUCCCCGCGCGACCCCACGCCGCGCCGCGGCCGGAGGAGAGGCCCCCGACCACCAUCCCGGCGGGCCCAGGCCGACCAAUGCGCGAGCGCGCCCGGCACGCGACCCGCGUGUCACCGAUGCCGCCGCCCGCGGGUGGCGACGACCCCGACGCCGACGCGGCGCCCUCCUGCAGCGGCUCCGCCGACGAGGGCGACCCGCAGGAGCGGUCGCUCCCCAACGGCGACAUGUACACGGGCCAGUGGCGCGGCGCCGUGCCCCAUGGCGCGGGCAAGUACCUCUGGGCGGAUGGGUGCAUGUACGAGGGCGAGUGGCGGCGCGGCAAGGCCACCGGCCGCGGCAGGUUCUCCUGGCCGUCCGGCGCCACCUACGAGGGCGAGUUCCUCGACGGCUUCAUGCACGGCGCCGGCACCUACGUCGGCGCCGCGGGGGACACCUACCGCGGCGCCUGGGCCAAGAACCUCGAGCACGGCGCCGGCGAGAAGCGCUACGCCAACGGCGACCGCUACGACGGCGAGUGGCGCGCGGGGCUCCCCGACGGCUGCGGACACUACGCCUGGCGCGACGGCACCGAGUACGCCGGCGGCUGGCACGCGGGGCUCAUCCACGGCCGCGGCGCGCUCGUCUGGGCCAAUGGCAACCGCUACGACGGCGGCUGGGAGGGCGGCCGCCCGCGCGGGCAGGGCACGUUCCGCUGGGCCGACGGCAGCCUCUACGUUGGCUUCUGGGGCCGCGAGGCGCCCGGUGGCGCCGUCCACCAGAAGGGCGUGUACUACCCGUCCCCGGCGGCGGCGAGCGGCUCCCCCCGGGCGCGAGACCCGAGGGAGGUGUUCGCACGGGAGCUGCCGGAGUGCGUGCGCUCCGGCACCGAGGCUCAAUCGGCGCUCACGUCUCUUAGAUCGCUCAAAUGGCUGAUGCGGUCUGUCAGCGGGCGCGGAAGCAGCUCCUCCGGCCGGAGCAAUGGCUCGGCAGGCAGCCUCGUGCACUUCUGGGGGUCCGAUGGCGAGGUAAAGUGUGACCUUGGGGAUGACUGGAGGCGGCGGAGCGUCAGGGAAGGGAGGGGGUUGCCACCGCCAUCGCUGGCCCCAGUGCCACACCUGACCAACGGCGCCCCCCUGCGGGUGUUCAAGCGGCAGGGGGUGACCAUUGCCAAGGGGCACAAGAACUACGAGCUAAUGCUCAACCUGCAGCUCGGUAUCAGGCAUGCAGUAGGAAGACAAGGUCAAGCUAUAUUAGACCUCAAAUCAUCAGCAUUUGAUCCAAAGGAGAAAGUGUGGACAAAAUUCCCUCCUGAAGGCUCAAAAUAUACCCCUCCACACAAUUCUUGUGAUUUCAAAUGGAAGGAUUACUGCCCAAAGGUGUUCCGGACACUCCGUAAACUGUUCAAGGUUGACCCAGCUGACUAUAUGUUGUCCCUCUGCGGAGAUGAUGCUCUUCGUGAGCUCUCAUCCCCUGGCAAGAGUGGAAGUUUCUUUUACUUGACGAAUGAUGAUCGCUACAUGAUAAAGACAAUGAAGAAAGCUGAAGUGAAGAUGCUUCUGAAGAUGCUUCCAGCUUACUACAAUCAUGUCCGCGCAUUUGAGGAUACCUUAGUGACAAAGUUCUUUGGUCUACAUUGUGUAAAAUCUGGAACACACCAGAAGAAGGUUCGUUUUGUCAUAAUGGGAAAUUUGUUCUGCUCUGAUCAUCCUAUCCAUAGGCGAUUUGAUCUGAAAGGAUCAUCUCUUGGCCGUAUAACUGACAAGCCACCGGCUGAGAUUGACGAGUAUACAACUCUGAAGGACCUUGAUCUUAACUUUACCUUUCGGUUACAGAAACAAUGGUACCAAGAGUUUCAAAGGCAAGUGGACAAGGAUUGCGAGUUCCUUGAGCAGGAGAAGAUUAUGGAUUACAGUCUAUUGGUGGGUGUACAUUUUAGAGGUAAGAAAGACAUAUCUGCUUCUGCAGGUGGGUUGAAAACUCAAAUCCUGACUUGGUUAUGUGUGUUCAUUGAAGGUGCCAUUGACGUUGAUGGUGAAAAACUUGCAACACCUCGCGUUUCAAGAUGGGACAGGGAUCACUUUCGUUCUGAUCCAAACAGGUGGUCGAAAAUUAAACUUGGGGCAAACAUGCUGUCAAGGGCUGAGCUGACAAUCCGAAAGAAUGAUGGUGAUGUUUUUGGAGAGCCAACUGGGGAGUACUGUGAUGUUAUAUUGUAUUUCGGGAUUAUUGACAUACUUCAGGACUAUGACAUUGGCAAAAGGCUAGAGCAUGCGUACAAAUCUUUUCAGUAUGAUUCAGCAUCCAUCUCAGCAGUCGAUCCAAAACAGUAUUCCAGGCGCUUCAAAGAUUUCAUAUACAAAGCUUUUCAAGAGGAUAAAGUAGACAAAGAUCCGGUUUUGCGGGGCCGCGGGUCUGGAUGGGAACAACACGUGCGGCAUUGCGGAGAGGAGGUGCGAGGGCCACGCGGGGGGAGGACGAGGACGAGGACGACGACGACGACGAGGGGGCGCGCCGCGACGGUGAGGGUGGAGGACGCCGGCGAUGGGAGGGGGCUGCCGCCGCCGUCGCCGGCGACGGGGCCCUACGCCGGCGGCAGGUCGCGCGGCCCGCGGCGGCAGGGAGAGACCAUCGCCAAGGGCCACAAGAACUACGAGCUCAUGCUCAAUCUGCAGCUCGGCAUCAGGCAUGCGGUAGGAAAGCAAGGUCCAAUUACGCUUGAUCUUAAAUCAUCAGCUUUUGACCCAAAGGAGAAAGUAUGGACGAGGUUCCCUCCGGAAGGCUCAAAGUACACCCCUCCGCACAGUUCUUGCGAUUUCAAAUGGAAGGAUUACUGCCCACAAGUAUUCCGGACAUUGCGCAAGUUGUUCAAGGUUGAUGCUGCAGACUAUAUGUUAUCCCUUUGUGGAGACCAGGCUCUCCGGGAGCUCUCAUCUCCUGGUAAGAGUGGAAGCUUCUUUUAUCUCACGAGCAAUGACCAGUACAUGAUAAAGACAAUGAAGAAAGCUGAAGUAAAGAUAUUUUUGAAGAUGCUUCGAGCUUAUUAUAAUCAUGUCAGGGCAUUUGAGAACACUCUAGUCACAAAGUUUUUCGGUCUUCACUGUGUCAAAUUAGCUGGAGCAAACCAAAAGAAGGUCCGUUUUGUCAUAAUGGGAAAUCUGUUCUGCUCUGAGUACUCUAUUCAUAGGCGAUUUGACCUGAAAGGUUCAUCCCUUGGACGUACAACUGAUAAGCCACAGACAGAGAUUGAUGAGUACACUACUCUGAAGGAUCUUGACCUCAACUUUAUAUUUCGAUUGCAAAAACAUUGGUACCAAGAGUUCCAAAGGCAAGUCAACAGGGACUGCGAGUUUCUUGAGCAGGAAAAUAUCAUGGAUUAUAGUCUCUUGGUUGGUGUACAUUUUAGGGAUACUAGGGAUAGGCUAUUGACCGGAGGUUCAUUUGAUAGUGACAGCAGCAGAGGAUCAUCACCUCACUUGUCUAGAGGAGAUACGGAUCCAAACAGGUUUGCCAAGAUAAAACUUGGGUCAAACAUGCCGAUAAGAGCUGAACGGACAGUAAGAAAGACCGACAUUGAGCCGCAGAUUAUUGGAGAGCCUACUGGGGAGUUCUACGAUGUUGUACUAUAUUUUGGGAUCAUAGACAUACUUCAGGAUUAUGAUAUCAGCAAGAAGCUUGAGCAUGCAUACAAGUCUUUCCAAUAUGACCCAACAUCCAUUUCAGCAGUCGAUCCAAAACAGUACGCGAGACGCUUCAGAGACUUUGUAUUCAAAGCGUUCCAGGAAGACAAGUUUGACUUGUGAAAACACAUGGUAGCUCAGGAGCCACCGUUGCUGCUGACAUGGAUACAACCAGCUUGAAAUAGAUACAAACAUGGUGCUGCUCGCAUUGUAGCAGAGCUUUUGGUGACCUUGCUUGCUACUUCAACACCAGACUGCAGCGCAGGACAGAAGCUUCAGCAGAAGGCGUCAGGUUGAUGAAGCCCCUUGCUUGCGGACUCUGGGGGAUUCAGUUGGCUCUCAUGUAGAAAUAAGGCUCCAACUCGAGAUAUCGGUGCAUUUCAAAUUAAGCAGGUUCAACAGUAUUUUUUUCAUAAAAUAGUUGCUUGGCAAACUGCUUCAGCUCUGCUGCAUUUCUACAGCUGCUAUGUUACACUGCACUGUAUAGCAAUGUAGCAUAGCGCAGCGGUGCCAAGCUAUGCCUAAGACAAAGUAUACAUGCAUAUAGAAAUCACUGAUAUUAGUGUAGACGCUGACAACCUACAGAGAAAUUUGUAAUGACAGUUCAGGGAUGUAAAUCUUUUUUACAUGAGGCGGACA
Molecule: messenger RNA, 4470 nt
Organism: Setaria italica (foxtail millet)
Lineage: Eukaryota; Viridiplantae; Streptophyta; Magnoliopsida; Poales; Poaceae
Product: phosphatidylinositol 4-phosphate 5-kinase 4-like
Exons: 15
Coding region: 253-3954 (1233 amino acids)
Biological process (GO): phosphatidylinositol metabolic process
Molecular function (GO): phosphatidylinositol kinase activity
Source: RefSeq, a predicted model, not a curated record